AUGGGCAAAAAACUUCACUUGAUGGAUACAGUACACUUGGUGAAGAAGACUAUGAAACAGAUGAAUCACACUGCAAAGAUUGGAAUUUUUCUGAAUAACCAGGCAUCCUUGGAUCAUGAAUGGACACCCAUUUACAUGCUCACAAUAAUAAUCAGUGGAUUUGAUUCACCUGAUCACAUUGAACAACUCCAGCUAUUUGUACAAGAUGUCCCAGAUGAGCGCUGUGGCGUACAGUUCCAGACUCCAGGAGGAGCCACAGUUCAUGUAGAAGAAACAGCAGAACCUCUUUCCCAAAUCUACACCAUUGUCUCAGCACCAUCAUAUGCAGAGAAUUUUAGAUAUACCAUCACCAAAGCUGUUCCUGCUUCUGUAAAAGAUGAGUUCAGAGUGGAUCAAUCAAGCAGCAUUAAUGUUCCAUUCAAUGGAUUUGGCCAUCAGAAUGAGGAGACGAAUUUUGAACUCCACAUCACGGUUACACAGAACAUGGAAAUUAUUUGUAAUGAGACAUUGAGAAUUGUUGUGAUUCCAGUUAAUCACAGACCCCCAAUCUUCACAUCUGUUCCCAUGACUGUCAGCAUCCCAGAGAAUCAAGGGCCUGAGUUUCAUGUGGCAAAGGUGACUGCUACAGGUGACAGGGUAAACUAUCACCUGACAGCCUUCAACCCAACCUUCCAGAUUGUUGAGGAAACUGGAAUCAUCAAAACAUCUUAUAAUCUCGACCUGGAUCAGAAACCAGGCCUUGCUGUCAACCUGUUGGUGAUUGUAGCUUUUGACAACAGCUACCUUUACAGUUCGUUGGCUAAUCUCACAGUCUAUGUGACAGAUGUGAAUGAUAAUGACCCACAGUGCACUCCCCCCAUCCUAGUUGAUCCUGAUUAUUCGAAUACUAGCCUUUCAUAUUCAAUUGUAGCCAAUGACAACUCGCUUUUUAAAUUCAAGUAUCACGCCAGUAGUGUGAAGGUGAACGAAAGUCUGGAUUAUGAUUCUGCUAAGAUGGCAAGUCUGGAUUUUCAGUACACAGCCACAGUCAUUGUGACAGACACUGGAAAUCCCCCACGGACAACGACUGUCUCGAUGCUGGUGACUGUCACUCAAGUCAAUGAGUUUCCCCCUGUCUUUCAUGGCAUCAAAACCUUCUCGGUUCCAGAAAACAGUCCAGUGAACACACGGGUGGGCACAGUGAAUGCUACAGAUGCUGACUGGGUCUAUAACAAUAUGCGUUUCUCCAUUGUUGGACAUGCUCCACCAACCUUCUACAUUCACCCAUAUACUGGUCAAAUCGACAUUUUGGUUCUGCUUGACUUUGAAAGGAUUGACACCUACACACUAACAAUCCAGGCUGUGGACAUGAACUACAAUGUGAUAUUUGAUAGCUCCCAGCAAAGUACCACCUACGCUCAGUACACUAUCAAAGUUGAGAAUGUAAACGAUGUUCCUCCCAUAUCUAACCCCCCUUUCUACACGGAAACAAUCUACUCUACAUGCGCAGACAGUAUCCCCAUCGUUACUCUGGUUUGUACUGACAAAGACUCUGAGCUUCUCACCUACAGAAUCGUUGGUGGAAAUAUAAACAACCGCUUCAUUUCCCAGGGGAGUUCCCUGUUCUCGAAAAACGCCUUCUCAUAUGAUCUGGAUGGGAUCUCUGACCCGACGACCUUUCAACUCUUAAUUCAGGUCACUGACAAUAACAGUGCUGAUUCAAAACUUCAGCUGACAACCACGGUGAUUGUGAUUGUCCAUGUUAUUCCUUGGACAACCACAGCACCGACUACUACCACACCGUCAACCACAAGGAUCCCGGUUAACAAAAUAAUGACUGUGCUGGAUAAUUACUGGAAGCCUGAGGCCUGGUUUGUAGUCGUCCUGACAUUGUUCUCAGCAUUGGCUGCUGUAGCUUUAGCAUUACUGCUGUGCAACUGCCUCUCAAGAUGGGAUGAAACAGGCAUGGAAACAGGCAAUGAUAUGAAGGUGGAAGGAAGUGGUUUUGAUGAGGGAGAGGAUAUGGGACUGGAAAUUCAGCUCAGGUUUAAGUAUGACAUUAACAUAGUGAACAGUUUGGCUCAGCCCCAGAUGUUUGCCAGGGAGAGCAAUGGUGUCGGUGGCUAG
This is a messenger RNA of Carcharodon carcharias (great white shark), 2106 nucleotides long. RefSeq names its product cadherin-related family member 4-like. The transcript is spliced from 15 exons. The coding region runs from base 1 to 2106 and encodes 701 amino acids. Gene Ontology annotation, biological process: homophilic cell-cell adhesion. Gene Ontology annotation, molecular function: cadherin binding; calcium ion binding. Lineage: Eukaryota; Metazoa; Chordata; Chondrichthyes; Lamniformes; Lamnidae. Gene Ontology annotation, cellular component: catenin complex; plasma membrane. The record is from RefSeq and is a predicted model, not a curated record.